This is a messenger RNA of Carassius gibelio (silver crucian carp), 6972 nucleotides long. RefSeq names its product guanine nucleotide exchange factor VAV3. Bases 222 to 2807 code for a protein of 861 amino acids. The record is from RefSeq and is a predicted model, not a curated record. Gene Ontology annotation, molecular function: protein binding; guanyl-nucleotide exchange factor activity. NCBI's taxonomy places the organism in Eukaryota, Metazoa, Chordata, Actinopteri, Cypriniformes, Cyprinidae. Gene Ontology annotation, biological process: intracellular signal transduction; cell migration; regulation of GTPase activity. Gene Ontology annotation, cellular component: plasma membrane; cytoplasm. The transcript has 26 exons.
UAGACAGAGGGGAGGGGUGAGCGAACAUAAGAGGUAAAAAAGCGAAUGAGGAGAGCAGCAGCACACCGAUCAGUCACUCUCCGCUGGUGCACCGACUCUGAGAAACACCACCCGGUCAUUAGAUCGCCCGUGAUUCUGCUAUGCGCAUCGGACGAGGAGACGCCACUUGCGCUUCGGUUUUGGACUGGUGUUAAAGCUUUAACUGUGCAUCACUGGACAGGAUGGAGCAUUGGAGACAGUGUGCGUUAUGGCUGAUCAAUUGUAAGGUUUUGCCACCGAACCAUCGGGUGACAUGGGAGUCCGCUCAGGUGUUCGACCUGGCGCAGACCCUGAGGGAUGGGGUCCUCCUGUGCCAGCUCCUCAACAACCUGAGACCCCAGUCCAUCAACCUGAGGGAGAUCAACCUGAGACCUCAGAUGUCACAGUUUCUCUGCUUGAAGAACAUCAGGACAUUUCUGCAUGCCUGCUCAGAGAUAUUCGGCAUGAAGAAGAGCGAGCUGUUCGAGGCUUUCGAUUUGUUUGACGUUCGAGAUUUCGGAAAGGUUAUGGACACGCUGUCCAAACUCUCUCAUACACACAUUGCACAGCAGACUGGAAUAAGGCCGUUUCCCACAGAAGAGAGUGUUGACGAUGAAGACAUUUAUAACCAUCUAGAGGAUCUGAUAGAUGAGAACGGCGUUGAAGAUGAGGAAGAUCUCUAUGACUGUGUGUACGAUGAUGAUGAGGGAGGAGAAGUGUAUGAAGACCUGAUGAAGGUCGAGCUGGUACAACCGCAGAAACAGGCCGAGACGGACAUCCGAAGCUGUUGUCUGAUGGAAAUCAAACAGACCGAGGAGAAAUACACAGAGACGCUGGACUCCAUCGAGAAGUUCUUUAUGAAGCCUUUGGGACAGUCACUGUCCAGUGUGGAGAUCGAAAAAGUGUUUGUCAAUAUACCAGACCUUGUGAAAGUGCACGUGAGUCUCCUGAGGGAAGUCCAGGAUUCAGUGCUCAUGCAUAAUGCCAGCAACCUGUAUCAGAUCUUUAUAAAAUACAAAGAAAGGUUAGUCCUGUAUGGGAAGUACUGCAGUCAAGUAGAAACAGCCAUUGCAUGUUUGGAUGACAUCUGUAAGAACAGAGAGGACGUCAGGCAGAUGUUAGAGUUAUGUUCCAAGCGAGCCAAUAACGGGAAGUUUACUCUGAGAGAUCUGCUGGUGGUCCCGAUGCAGAGAGUUCUCAAGUAUCAUCUGCUUCUACAGGAACUGGUGAAACACACCCAUGAUGCCACAGAAAAGAGUAAUUUACGGCAGGCGCUGGAUGCCAUGAAGGAUCUGGCUCAGUAUGUCAACGAGGUGAAGAGAGACAUCGAGACUCUACGAGACAUCGACCAAUACCAGAAAUCUAUAGAAAACCUUAAUCAGUCUCUCCGUAAUUAUGGGAGACCAAAAGGUGACAGCGAAGUGCGGGUAGCUUCAGUCGACAAACGAGCCAAACAAGACAGGCACAUCUUCCUGUUUGAUUCUGCCGUGAUCGUAUGCAAACGACGAGGAGAUAACUACGAGAUGAAGGAGGUGAUUGACCUCCACUCCUUCAAGAUCACCAACAACCCUACCUCAGAAAGAGAAAACCGAAAGUGGUGCCACGGAUUCUACCUCACACACAACCAGGGUCAGAGCGGCUUUGAGUUCUUCUUUAAAACCAAGGAACUAAAGAAGAAAUGGCUGGAGCAGUUUGGCAUGGCAUUAUCGAACAUCUGUCCAGAGAGCGGGAAAAGUAAUUUCCAUGAGUUCCGCAUGCACACCUUUGAGACGACCACAUCCUGCAGCUCGUGUGAAAUGCUGCUGAGAGGAGUCUUCUAUCAAGGGUACCGCUGCUACAAAUGUGGUGCUGGCGCCCAUAAGGAGUGUCUUGGUAGGGUGAAUGUCUGUGCCAAAAGCAGUGCCGGUGAGCCCCGCAUUCAACACCACAUACUCUUUCUAGUAAUUUCUGUGCAUAGACAUCCAGGUCUACCUAAGAUGCAGGUCAUCCAUAAUUAUUAUGGGGUUCCGAGCCCCCUGUGCGGCCCACCGCUUAACAUCCAAGUUGGUGAUGUCAUUGAGGUGAUAGAGGCAAACAUCCGUAGCUGUUGGUGGAAGGGUAAAGUCCUGGCAACUAAGGAGGUUGGCUUCUUUCCAAGCAACGCAGUGAAGCCUUGCCCAUGUGUACCAAAACCUGUUGACUACUCUUCUCAGCCUUGGUUCGCAGGCCCAAUGGAGAGGGUUCAGGCAGAGGCCACGCUGCUCAACAGGAGGAGCAGCACGUACCUGGUCCGUCACAGAAGCCGAGAGUUUAACGAAUAUGCCAUAAGCAUCAAGUACAACAACGACGUGAAACACAUCAAGAUCUUAACAAAGGACGGACUCUACCACAUUGCAGAAAUCAGGAAGUUCAGAAGCAUUUUAGAGCUGAUCGAGUAUUACAAACAUCACUCUCUGCGGGAAGGAUUCAGGACACUUGAUACCACGCUGCUGUUCGCCUACCGAGAGCCGGAGAAUGGAGCCAACACCCCGCUGCUCUGCGGGCUGUCUUUUCUAACUCCCGCGGGCUACAGCUUUGUCCCCCCCUCUUCCGCCCCAUUCUGGUCAGGUACAGUGUUCACUCCUAAGGUGAUGGGUGUGGCGAUUGCCCGCUACGACUUCAGCUCUCGGGACACGCGGGAACUGACUCUUCAGGAGGGCGAUGUGGUGAAGAUCUACAGCAAAACUGGAGCCAAUGGCUGGUGGAGGGGUGAAGUUAAUGGACGGGUGGGCUGGUUCCCCUCCACAUACGUAGAAGAAGGCGAGGAGUGAACGGCUCAGAGAAAAGAAACGGGGUGAAAAAAGCAGACGGAUUGAUUCAGAAAAAGGGCAAGCAAUUGUCUGGUGCUCUCGCUCUCUCUGUGUCUUGUUUGUCUUAUCCUGGAGGACGUGCAUGGUGUUUGAUAGAUGAAGGACUGUCUCUCAGGGAGCAGAUUAUCAAACACAACCCCAGACCAAGACCCUUCCGGGCGCCUGGAUGGAGCGUCGUGGGUAAAUCCGGGCCUGAGAUGGAAUGCACGGAAUCAGACUGAGGUGACGCCGUGAGCUAGUUCUGUCUGUGCGUGUGGCAGUUUGUCUGCUCAUGGGGAAACAUGCUUGUCCUGACCUUGCCUGAGUCCUCCUUACCUGCACUAUUAUUGAUGACGCCCCCUUCCCCGUGUCUGCACUGCCCCGGAGGUGUUCUCACACACGGCCCACAAUCCCACCCAGCUAUUCAUCUCCGAUUAAGAUCAUAGCUCCCUGCCGUGUAAGCUGCGGUAAUUGAUUGCUGUCUCUUCCCCGUUUCUAUCCAACAAAAAUCUCUUAUUGUCAGAUUUCCACCUGAAAGGAAGGACUGGUUGUUUUGUGCGUCGCUUGCUUAUCUCCAGAGAUAUAUUGUGGGCUUGUCAUGCCCUGUUUAUCAGAUUUGCACGGUACUGCGUCGUCGGAGACACGCAGCAAGAUGUUGACAGGAAACAAAAGGGGUGGCAGUGACAGGCCUGUAAACAGCUUUUUCAGCAGGGGCCCACAGCCCCUAAAGCAUUGUGUCACACCAUCCAAAAAGGAUCUUGCUAGAUAGCGUCGACAGUGCCUUCUCAUUCAACUAAUGAGUGGGAUUUAAAACCAACUGAAAAACAAUAAGCAAUUCAAUUCUGCUUGAGUGGAUCAGAAACCUUAAAUGUGUCUCUGAUGAUGUGCAAACUAGUGGUUGACCGAUAUCGAAAUUGCAGGGUGACCAAUGUAAUAUUAUGAUAUUACAUAUAAAAAUGUAAGAUAUUGAUCAUUAAAAUGAAUUUUUUUUUUUUUAAAUUCAAAAUCCACUUAAAUUAAGGGAAACUGACACAAGAGGAACAUACAAUUUAUGUUAUUCCAAAGGAUGCUGUUAUUUGACAUUAUCAGUCGAUAAGUCAGUCCCUCCAGAAGAACGCGAUUAUGCGAUCGCCUGAUUUAAUGCAUAAUCAGCCAAAGGUCGCAUAUUUAUUCUGGUUCGCAUUUUCUCAGAUACGCCGCUCUUUUGCCACAUAAAUUGCCGAUUUCAUAAAGCAAAAUAUUCGGGGCUAGCAUGAUUUCAUAAUCCCUGUAUUUUCGUUGCAAAAGACUCACAUAUAUAUUAGCAGAAAGUUGAAAAAUAUUGCCAUGGGAACCUUAUGAAGUGACAUAAUUACGUGAUGUGAACAUCAUCUGCAAACCCCACGGUGAAACCAGGGUGAAACUUCUUAUUUGCUAACAAAAAUAAGCGCAAAAGAACUCGCGAAGCAGUUUUCCGAUUUGUUACAUGACAGUGGAGCCAAAUUAUAUCUCGAGAACUUGCGAAAACUGCGGUUUGAUGAAAUAGAGAAAAAAAGGUGAUUCCCCCAACACCCCCUUCUCACUGUUGUAGUUUCAUUCAGAAGUUGAUGCAACUUUACAGUUGUAAGAUUGCACUUUUUUGUUACAGAACAGUACCAAAAAAAUACAGUUGUAAUUAUAUUAGUAGUAUGUAAAAUAAUUUACGUUGCAGUAAGAGAUUGCAACUUAAAUAUUCUGUGAUUUAGUAUGCUCGCUUAUCAUAGGAAGUAAUAAGAAAUUACUCUGUACAUUAAGGUGGUAGCCUAGUGAGAAAAAGGUGUUGGGGGAAUCACCUUUUUUUCUCUUUUUCAUCAAACCGCAGUUUUUGCAAGUUCACGCAAUUUCAUCGCAUAAAAUUUCAAAAAUAUCCCGCAUAUUCCAUCGUAUUUUUUAAGAAAACGUGCCGCAAAAUCAAGGAUUUUUGCCCGCAACAAUCACAAACAAAAUCCUUGUUUUUCUGGAGGGACUGAUAAGUUCACCACUAGUGUGCACUGACAAAAUGAUUGGCCAAGUGUCCAAAAGAGAUGUCUUCCCUGCAUCUAAAUAUGAAAAUAAAAUAAAAAUGCUUCUAAUAUGGCAUUGUUCUGUGCUGUUGGGUGGGAUUUGGCUGUGUUAUCCUGCUUCAUUCCCUUUCGGCACUCAUUCUUACAAGAUGUCCCAGUGCUGUAAUGCACAAGGUGGAGGUUAUACCUGUUUGCAACUAUAUGUAGAUCUGUGUGCAAUCUGAACUGGCUCUAAACUGUGAAGAAAUGAAGUUUUCAGCGUGUAUAGACUGUGUUGAGGUGACAGACUUUAUAAUCGGAGAGGUCAAAUCAGGAAACAGUCAAGGGGCUGAUUUGUCUCAAACGGUUAGAUAAAAGUGCACUCACAAAGGAAUAUUUAUUUAUUUGUGAUCUGAGAAGAGACUUUGACAGGAAAAGACAUUCACAGGAUUACUAACAAAUGACUGAAAAGCUUCAAGAACAGAAAUACACUCCUAUGUGCCUAUAAAGCAGUCCAAUGUAAAGCAUCUCCAUUUAUAACUGGCUGUUCUUAUGCUGUUAUGCUUGACUGAACAUAAACAUGGGUCUUUUUAUCAUUUUACUUUUUUUGACAUUCCAAAGAGCUAUAUAUAAUGUAUUGUAAAAUCUUCAGUUGUUAUUUGAGCAAGUAUUGUUUUUUAUUCUUUCUUAAUUUCCGUAAAAUGAAAAAAAUAUAUGUAAAGUUAUAUUAAAUAUUUAUUGAUGUAUAGGUCUUUAUCUGUUAUAAUGUAUUUCUAAUGUGAAUAAGGUAUUGACCAGACGUCUCAUUGUGUGAUAUCUCUCUCUCAAUGUAGCACAGUGUAACACCACUAAGUGGCAGCAGCAUUACCAGGUGCUCUUCUCAUCAUUCUCAUCCUCAUUUUAUGAGCUUACAGUUCCUUUUCCCUCCUCAUUAAUAUUAUUUUGAGGAGCAAAUAGUUUUAUGGUUUAUGGUUUUAGUUUUACUCAUAAUAACCCUGCUCAAAAUACAAAAUAAAUCGUUCAGUCAACAUUCAACUUUUUAUGCUCAAUACUAUGUUUUACUCCACGAUGCAUUAAUUAACAUUUAGCAAUUCUGUGCUGAAAGUUUGAUUUAAAGGCAGCAUUAGGCCCAAUGAUAUUGAAAGAUUCAGUAUUUUCCUGUGAUGCCGUAUCAGUUCUUUCCUCUCUGAGAGGAAGCACUGUUAUAUCACAGAGGAUUCAAGUAGAUUAACUUCUCAUUAGGAAAAUCACAUUUACCAGCUGAUUAUGACACAGCCAGAAAUCGCCUCUACCUCUCCCUCUCUUUAUUUAUCAAGGUUUAAAGGUCUGUUUUAGCAUUUGCUGUUUUAUUUUUUUGGGGGGUGGGGGGGGGGGGGGUGGGGGGGGUUGUCAUUGACUGAAAGAGGAUUUUUGGUCUGGCACCGAAAUCUGGGGCGAAAUCCAUGCCCAAGGCAGAUUAUGGUCUUCUGGGUGCACAGUUCCCUAUACUCUAACUGCGAGCAGUAGAAUUGGUUUUCUAAGCUUUUUUCACCAGUAAUCUGUUCCCACUCCUCUCUCACCAGAGAUGAACCCUGACAGGACGGAUUUAACAGGCUUCCACACAUUAUUAUAUAUUUAUAUACGGCAGAGUCUGUUUCAGCACAGAGUUGUGGGUCACUAAUCACCCGGCGAUCUCUAACCUCGAAAGGAACGGAUUUCUGCCUCUAUAGUUCCUCUCUCACAAUGUUUUCUCCACUCACACCUUCAUAAUCAUAUUCUCCGCUCUUUGUCUAGAUGUCUUUCAAACUGUUUUGUAUUGCUGAGGGCAUCCUAUGGGCAUACAACUGUCAACAAAUAGUUGCAGUGUUGAGAGUCACUAAAUGUCUCAUGCCUAAACAAAGUUCAAUUUUGGGGCUAUUAAUUGAGCAAAAAGCCAUAUUUAUGUAAGCAGCAUUGAGUAGCUGGUACUCUGAGGGGAUCAUGGGUAAUGAUCGGUUGUCCACUCAAGCCAAAGAAAAGUCCGGCCGCCAUGGAAAAAGGCUGCAGUGGCCUAACCUGUAGCAGUGCAAUCUGCGUGUUCUGCAGCGCCACCUAGCUGCUGUAUCACACUUCAACUGUAAACGUGUACAUAAAGUUACAAUAAAAUAUAUAUUGCUUCUUUUUCCAAA